AUGCCUCACCAAGAUGCUCAGUCUGGUCGGAUAUCUGAUGGUCAUGUGAAGUAUGAAUUCUCCAAAUUCGUACAGUACCGUCAUCUGAUGACGAGCCUAGCAGAGUCGAGUCUUGGGAAAAGGCAAUAUGGCGGAUUCUACUUCCGUGUCCUCACCGAAAUUCCAGAUCCAAAUGUCAUUGCCAUUGCUUGCAGCGAGCAGCACAGAGUCGUGCGGAAAUACAACUGA
Molecule: messenger RNA, 228 nt
Organism: Clonostachys byssicola
Lineage: Eukaryota; Fungi; Ascomycota; Sordariomycetes; Hypocreales; Bionectriaceae
Source: the annotation of a GenBank genome assembly